Epinephelus moara (kelp grouper) is the source of this 2218-nucleotide messenger RNA. Its product is annotated as spermatogenesis-associated protein 22. Gene Ontology annotation, biological process: homologous chromosome pairing at meiosis; regulation of meiotic cell cycle; gamete generation. Bases 860 to 1996 code for a protein of 378 amino acids. The record is from RefSeq and is a predicted model, not a curated record. NCBI's taxonomy places the organism in Eukaryota, Metazoa, Chordata, Actinopteri, Perciformes, Serranidae. The transcript is spliced from 7 exons.
UAAUAGGAAGAAUGUAUUUUCAUUCCACCUGCUUCUCGAUCCGCAUACACAGACAUCCACAGAGCCUCUGUUCAACACGGUGGUGGGGUUGAGGGAGAACAGGCUGUGAUUGGAGGGAGAGCUAACCACGCCCACUUAGGAGACAGGAAGAGUAACCGUUUUCUUAACAUUGGAUAAGCCUACAGUUGGGUAUCUCCCUUCAUCCAAUAUCUCUGGUGCCGCUUUCAAAUCUUGCUAGCUCUCCAACAUUACCAACUAUAGCUUUAAACCCGUUGUCCUCGUUUGCGGACACUUUUCUGCUCAGUCCCGACACAAAAGUGGACAAGCUACAAAACCUGAUCAAAUUUUAUGUCUGUAGUUUGUUAUGGCAUACAAAUGAUCAAUUAAAGUAAUAGUAACAAGCUAAAAUGCUGCUAAUUAGGAAGUACUCGUUUGAGGACACUGGGAUGUUAUUAUUGUACUAUCCCAGCAUUUCACACAGGCCAAUCAUGUGUGACAGACUGUCCCUACAGACAAAAAGGACAUUUGUAGACCGAAGUAUGAAGCUGGGAAAAUUUACAGUUACAAAACAAACAAAUCACAAGACUUUUAGAUAUGUUGCACCUGAAGUGACCUCUAACCCAUGCAGCUACAACACAUUAAAUAGUUGGUGCAUAGUUUGUAAUUUGUUUUUUUGCACAACAAUGUUUAGGUAUUGGAAUUAAUCCGUUUUUACAUCUGGAACCUCCCGUCUACAACAGGCUUGAGACGCUCACUCCUUAAGGAAUAUGAUCCUCGUUUGAUUCGGCGGUGGGAACCUCUUGGGACCGCAUAAUUGCUGACGUCGACCCCAGCAGGAUUCGAACCACGGACCUUCCGCAUGGAAGACAAGUGCUCUAAGCACUACAAAUGUUUAGGCUGCCUGUCUGUGCCGCUCUUUAACCAGAAGAAAAGAAACAGAAUUCCUUUGACAUCUGCUCCCUCUGAGAAUGAAUUCUUCUCCCACAGUGAAUACACGGCAAGCACCAGCUCAGCUGCAUCUCUCAGUACAUCAGGUACCUAUGGGUGUUACCAGGCCUCUGGUCCCGUUUCUGGUGCUCUACAAAGCCACCAGUGGAACAGGCAGGGUAUCCCUCAAUCUACUCCACCCCAGCAGUAUGGCAGCAACAGGCCUGCUCCUGGGCCUGCCCCUGCAAUGAGAACCUAUACACCUGUACCACAUCCGUACAAAGCUGGAGGUACAAGCUCUAAGAUGGGACAGCCCAGCAGCUCAGUGAGACAACAGGAUUUCAGCCUCGGUGUUAACUCCAGACAGAGCAACUAUCAAGCCCAACACAUCAGGGAGAGUGCACAAAACAAGGCAACACCACAUACUGGGUUCUCUCAGAUGGGACAGCAGUCAUCUUACAGGCCCCCCAAUCCCACACAGUAUUCCCAGCAGCCGAGACCUGCGCCCGCUCCUGUCCCACCACCCAGCAGGCCCUCUGCUCGUGCAGCACAGCCACAAAGCAACUCCUGGAACUUUACUAACAGCUUUGGGCCGCAGAGAUCCCCGUUUCAAGGAAACAGGAGCACAAAUCAAUCUCAGACUGUGCGACAAACUCAGGGCACACUUCCAGAAAAGCCAGCCAUGGAAAACUCACUAAGGAUCCUGACCGCAGUUAUUGAUGGCAUGAGACACUGGAGUCAGUUUAAGGACAAAGUCCCGUACUUAUUUGAGAUAUUUGCUACUCUCGACUCUGCGGUCACUCUGGGUCGUCACGGAGCCAAGAACUUCCUCAUGAGAGACGGGAGAGAGGUUGUUCAGUGCGUCUUCUAUGAAAAUGAGCAGGAGCUGCCCCGUCUCAUCCGUGGUCAAGUUCACCGCUGUGUGGGAAACUAUGACCGCAGCAGAGAUGUCCUGAUGUGUGUAUCUGUCAGACCCGGCCUGCCGUCAGAGCUGAGGAACGCACAGGAGGCUGUCAAAGCCUGCGAUGCAGAAAUGAGGGCGCUGGUCAAAUCACUCAGUGAAGUCUGACCAUGAGGUACCUUCAGAUGAAUCAGACAAAAAGUAUACCAGUAUUUGAUGUGGGUACAUGAAAACCAAGCUUAGUGCUAUAUAGUGAUAGAUAACUCUUGUUAUGGGUAGAAGUUCAAGUAGUUUUAAUAAGUAUGUUUAAGGUAUAACCUACUGGCAGUGUUGCCAUUAGUUUGUUCCGUGCACUAGCACUGAAAUUUAACAGUUAAAUUCACAUGCAUG